This is a messenger RNA of Caenorhabditis bovis, 474 nucleotides long. Lineage: Eukaryota; Metazoa; Nematoda; Chromadorea; Rhabditida; Rhabditidae. The record is from the annotation of a GenBank genome assembly.
AUGGGUGCGUGUUGUUCUGCCAAGAAGAAGAAAACUCAGGUUGAGUUCGGAGAAAUCCGUGAGGAUGACCUCAAGGGGAUCUUUAGAGAGUUCGACCUAAACGGAGAUGGGUUCAUACAAAGAGAUGAACUCCGUCAUGUUAUGCAAAAAAUGGGGCAAUCGCCUACUGAUGAUGAGCUAAGCGCAAUGUUUGAAGCAGCUGAUCGCGAUAAUGAUGGCAACAUCGAUUUUGAGGAAUUCCUCAUUAUCGCACGUCAAAACCCUCUAUCUCUUUCUCUCAAAGCUGUUUUCGAUGAACUUGAUGUUGAUGGAGACGGUUAUAUCACAAGAUCGGAAUUGCGUACCGCGUUCCAAAGAAUGGGUCAUAGUUUGAGCGACCAGGACAUUAAGGCAAUCUACAAACAUGUCGAUCAAAACAAUGAUGGAAAAAUCAACUUCCAAGAAUUCUGCGAGAUGAUGACCCGUAGAAAAUAA